UGAAUAAUUUCUCUCCUUUCUAACUCUAAAUCUCUGCAACUUAUAAUUGCUAAAAUCCCCGUACAUGAAAGAGUGACCAACAAACAAACAAAAAUAAACUUCUCAUCAUCAUCAUCAUCAUCAUCAUCAUCAUUUUAGCCCCAUUAAAUCUUUAAAUCCUUUCUAUCAAUUCUUUAAAAUUUCUUUAAAUAACAAAACCACCGGUCCACUUUUUUUUAUCUUGCCUUUUAAGCACUCUUCAAUUCUUCUCUUAUAUUUAUAAUAAAUUCCCUUCCUUCCAAUAUUUCUCUCUUUUUUGCCAUUUUCAUCUCAAUUCAUGACCUAGAGAGAGCAUGCCUGAAUGUCCAGAGAAAGGGAGAGAUUUGAUGAUGAGAUAGGGAAGAAGAUAAAAAGAGAAAUAGAUGCCUCAUCUCAUCAUCAUCAACCAAUGGGAAGAAGACACAUGUUGGGUCCUCCUGGAACCCUAAAUACUAUUACUCCUUGUGCUGCUUGUAAGCUUUUGAGAAGAAGAUGUGCUCAAGAAUGUCCUUUUUCUCCUUAUUUUUCCCCUCAUGAACCUCAGAAAUUUGCUUCUGUUCAUAAAGUUUUUGGUGCCAGCAAUGUCUCCAAGCUUCUCAUGGAGGUACCGGAAAGUCAGAGAGCAGAUGCAGCAAAUAGUCUAGUUUAUGAGGCAAAUGUAAGAUUAAGAGAUCCAGUUUACGGAUGCAUGGGUGCAAUUUCAGCUUUACAACAGCAAGUUCAAUCAUUACAAGCUCAACUUAAUUCAGUUCGGUCUGAAAUUCUCAAAUACAAAUAUAUUCCUUUGCUUUCUUCUGGACCUCUCUCUAGUAUUACAUCAACAACUUCUCCAUCACCAAUUCCGCCGCCUCCUCCACCGCCACCUCCGCCGCCUCCUUCUUCUCUUCCUCCUACUUCCUCCUCUUUGUAUACUCACCGGCAAACUACUCCGGCCGACUACAGUACCAUUUCAAGUCAUGAUGAUGUUGCUUUCUUUGGUUAAUAUUAAUUUCUAGUGUCUAAAAGGAAAUUACGUACCAUUUAUUCUCUAUUAUGAAUCAUUGAUUACAAUAAAAAUUUGAGGAAGAUAAUUACUACUGAUCAUAAUUGGAUUAAUUGUUUUAAUUACUGUUGAAUUGUUUCAUUAAGCUGGAUGAUUCACUGCCGUUGAUUUUUGGGAUCAUGUUAUUCUGUGCCGUUUGAUGGAAGGCUCUGAAAUGUUGCUUCAAGUUGGGGGAGACAAAAGGUUAGGAACUUGUUAAAGUUUAUUUUUUGUUUAACAUUUAAUUACUAUAUUAGUUACUGUAAUAAUCUUUGAAUUUCUUCUUUUUUCUAAUUCUAUAUAUGAGGUAGAUUUUCUUGUUUCA
Mercurialis annua (annual mercury) is the source of this 1364-nucleotide messenger RNA. RefSeq names its product LOB domain-containing protein 15. The transcript has 3 exons. The record is from RefSeq and is a predicted model, not a curated record. Bases 341 to 1000 code for a protein of 219 amino acids. Lineage: Eukaryota; Viridiplantae; Streptophyta; Magnoliopsida; Malpighiales; Euphorbiaceae.